Molecule: messenger RNA, 1549 nt
Organism: Dimorphilus gyrociliatus
Lineage: Eukaryota; Metazoa; Annelida; Polychaeta; Dinophilidae
Source: the annotation of a GenBank genome assembly
CAUGGAGAUUGUUAAGAAAUCUGGUGAAGAAUUUCAUAAAAAUCAAAUAGAACAAUAUAAUUUAUUAAAGAAAGAGACUGUCAUAUUCUCUCAGUUACUUGAUGAAAAAGAUUCUUUGAUCAAUCAGUUACAAUUGUCCAUGAAAUUUAUGAACGACAAUAAGAAAUUCGUCCAAGGUCAAUUGAAUUAUUUCGGUGAAAAGGAUAAAAAUUUAAUCAAUGCAAUAGGAGCAAAUCGAGAGGAAAAUAUUGAACUUUUAGCAACAAUAGCUAAACUAAAAGAAGAAAAUGAUAUAUUAAUAAAAAAUUGUAGGAAAUAUGAAAAUGAGAUUGACAAUUGUAAAGUAGAAUUAGAGAAUAUUCAUAGAACUAGAGAAAAUUCAUUGAAAAACACUAAUGAAACUAUGCAAUUAAAGGAGGAGGCGAAUAGAUUAAAAAUAGAACUAAAUGAGAUUAGAAAUAACAGAAACUAUAACACACUUUUAAAGGAUUAUCAGGCUGAGAUAGCUCGACGAAAGAGAUAUUACAACGAAAUAAUUGAUCUUAAGGGCAGAAUACGAGUUUAUUGCAGAAUUCGACCGCAAUUAGCAAAGGAAAAGAGAGAAUCGGGUACAAUUUGUGUACAGUCAAAUCCUCAUGAUGAUACUCAAAUUAUAGUUAAAAAGGGAGAUUCGUUGUCAAAGUUUGAUUUAGAUAGAGUAUUUAAUCCAAAUUCAUCCCAGGAGGAAAUCUUUAACGAAAUACAACCGCUAAUAAUAUCCUGCGUUGAUGGUCAAAAUGUCUGUAUUAUGGCUUAUGGACAAACAUCAGCUGGAAAGACUUUUACGAUGGACGGACCUACGGAAGAUCCUGGUCUAAGUACGAGAUCCCUAAGUAAAUUAUUAAAAGAAAUUAAAGAGAGACAAUCAGAUUGGACAUACCAAUUAACGGUAUCUGCAUUUGAAAUCUAUAAUGAUAGAGUAAGAGAUUUACUGUCAGACAAGACUGUGUUACUGACCGCAAAGUAUGAUCCGGAAGAUGGCGUCUAUUUACCUGACAUGACAAUCAUAAAAGUGACCACGGUAGAUGAUAUUAAUGAGAUAUUUACUAAAGGAAAAAGUAAACGAGCUGUGGCUUCUACUCUUAUGAACGAAGCUUCGUCAAGGUCGCAUCAAAUACUUACGAUUACAGUUGAAGGAAAGAACAAAUUUUCAAAUUUAACAUCGAAAGGUGUAUUAUAUCUUGUUGAUCUUGCUGGUUCAGAGCGUCUCACUUCCCAAUCGGAGGGUAAAGAGAACGACCGAAUCAGAGAAGCCAUUGCCAUUAACUACUCUUUAACUUGCCUUGGUGAUGUAAUUUAUGCACUAAGAGGGAAAAAUUCUCAUGUUCCCUAUAGAAACUCUAGAUUAACAUUUGUUCUUAAGGAGUGUUUAGGCGGUAACUCAAAAACGGCCUUGAUUGUUAACGUUGCACCAAAUAUUGAGAAUAUCAGCGAAACGAAGGCCAGCUUAAUGUUUGCUCAGAAAGCGCGAGGUAUUACAACAAAUGGGUCAUCAGUCGUUAAAAAAUAA